This is a messenger RNA of Cryptococcus wingfieldii CBS 7118, 783 nucleotides long. RefSeq lists its product as hypothetical. The coding region runs from base 1 to 783 and encodes 260 amino acids. The transcript is spliced from 6 exons. Lineage: Eukaryota; Fungi; Basidiomycota; Tremellomycetes; Tremellales; Cryptococcaceae. The record is from RefSeq and is a predicted model, not a curated record.
AUGCCUAACGACUACAGCGGCCUUCGAUGGAGUGUGGCGACAGCCUCCCUCAGCAUGAACCCUAUCCAUGACAUCUAUACCAAAUUCGAUGCCCUCCAGAAAGCCGGCUUCACCUACACUGAAGCGGAGAGGUGGCUGGUCCUUUGCUCCAAGCUUGGUGUCGAGCAGAUUCAGGUCGGAUCAAACGACUAUGCCGAGGCUAACGCCCCUGACGAGAAGACUGCCGACGAUCUGCGCUGGCUUGCGGAGUACGCUUCCAAGCUCAGCCCUCCCGUCAAGAUUGCCUACGAAAGCUGGUGCUUCUCUGAGCGCGUCAACACAUUUGAACACACCUGGAAGAUUGUCCAGAUCGCUGACCACCCCAACCUGGGUCUCUGUCUCGACACCGCUCACCCUCCCCUUGCUCCCGAGUACGGCUGGAACCCGACCACGGGCGAAGGCUGGACCGCCGCCAUCUCCGCCGACUCUAUCGGGCGCGUCAAGGCUGUUCCCAAGGGAAAAGAUCUUUCACAAACGACUACUUUAUCUGGGCUGCCCUUGGACGACCUUUACCUCUUGUCGGAAAAAAAUGCGGGUGAGAGUGCCAAGGAUGGGAAUGAUAUGGGUCAUGCGAAUGCUUUGCAAACUUUCAAGGCCGUCUUGGACCAGGGAUGGAGUGGUAUCGUCAUGUUCGAGUUCUUUGAGGUUCUCCGGAUGAGCCCUGCCGACCCCAAUAUUCCUUAUAAAUACGCCAAUGGUGCCGCCCUGUCCGAGAAGAGGUUGUUGGAGGCCCUCCAAAAGUAG